CACAAUGUCUGAUAAAGCGGUUGAGAAAGUUGGACGCCCAAUGAAGUAUCCAUAUACUUUCAGUGCAAAAAUUGCCCAAUUCCCUCUGAAGCAUUAUAUCCAAAAGCAAUGGAUUUGGAAAUACUAUUUCGUUGCCUUCGGUUUGUGCAUUCCUGUCUUCUAUAAAAUCAGCAAAUUGGCCAACUCACCCGAAAACAAGAAAAAGUGGGCCGAGAGCCAGGCAAAGGAAGCUGCCGAACAUCAUUAGGUGUACAAGAAUUUCACUCGCCCCUUGAUUUAAUAUCUAAUAUGAAAACUUUCGAAAAUAUGUUCAGGAAUAAAUAGCACACAUUUAGCCCUAACAAAA
This is a messenger RNA of Bactrocera dorsalis (oriental fruit fly), 346 nucleotides long. RefSeq lists its product as uncharacterized. The record is from RefSeq and is a predicted model, not a curated record. NCBI's taxonomy places the organism in Eukaryota, Metazoa, Arthropoda, Insecta, Diptera, Tephritidae. The coding region runs from base 5 to 247 and encodes 80 amino acids. The transcript is spliced from 2 exons.